AUGUCCAAGGUCACCCUGCAUGUUGGGGGAGCCUGGGACCUGGAGUCCAGCUCCUCUGACUUCUCCAUCGUGGGCUUGGAGCUCUUGGAAAUGGCACUGUGGUCCCAGCAAAGCAGCCCACAGGCGCAGACGCCGCCUGUGCUGGCCAGCGCCCUGCGGACCACGCGCCCAGGAGGAAAGCUGGCGUUGACACCCACCAGGGCCAACUCUCUCAGCCAUGUGACGCCCUCUGCAUCGGGGCCCCACACCUGGAAGAGCAUGGCUGCAGGCGCGCCGGCAGGAGGCGGGCACCAGGUCCGCGCGCGUACAACUGCACUCACGCCCCGCGCACCCGAAGAGCCCCGGCCCCCGCGCGCAGACCAAGACGGCUCCGCGCAGCCCGGCGUUCGCCGGUUGCCUGGGCCUUGGCCCCUGGUAGCCAAGAAGAGCGCAGCGGAGCCCAGCCGCCGGCCACUCGUCCGGCUCGCCUGGUACCGGCGGAAAUUAAAGGGAAAAACCCUAACGCCCAGCGCCCCACAGUCGCACCCCAAGAGUCCACGGGGAGCGGGAGGAAGGCCUGGGGCCAGCGGACGCCCGGGUCUGGCCCCAAACUUACCCGGAGCUGCGAGCGCCGCUGCCGCCGCUGGAGGACGCGCCGCUGCCGCCGCCGCCGCCGCUGCCGGGCAGGGCCGGCUCCGGCCGGGAGGAGCUGCGAGGGCGCCGAGAUGGGCUCCGCGCCGGCUUCUGCUCCGCGCCGACCGGGACUGGGGUCACCGCGCUGCGCCGGCGCUGCUCGCUCGCUCCGCCGCCCGGUCGCUGCUCUCCGCCUGCCGCCCGGCCGCUCGCUCUCCCGGGCGCCAGCCGCCGCUCGCUUUUUUAAUGUCCACAGACAGUGAAAAGGAACUCGGCGUUAGGGGGGCCCCGCGCCGCCGGCCGGCCGCAAAAGCCGGUGCGGAACUAGGGGAGGAGCGGAGCGCCGCGCCACCGCCACCGCCGUCGCCGUCGCCGCCGCCGCUGCCAGCGCUCAGCUCCGCUCGCCUAGCGCUCUCUGCGCUCUCCUCCUCGGUCUGGGAGCUCUCCAAGCUUUUUCCCCUCUAUGGCUCUGAUGGGGCUUCGCGCGUCACCCACUCCCACUCACCUUCUCUCUCCUGCCUCCACUACUCCCUGGCCGCUCCCCCCACCAACCGCGACCCCACCCCCACCCGCUCCAGCAAGUUUGGAGCAGGAGAGAAAUGCUGA
This is a messenger RNA of Delphinapterus leucas (beluga whale), 1218 nucleotides long. The record is from RefSeq and is a predicted model, not a curated record. Lineage: Eukaryota; Metazoa; Chordata; Mammalia; Artiodactyla; Monodontidae.